UGUACUCCCAGUGCGGGAGACACGGGGCGCGGAGCCUGUUUGAAGUAGUGGGUACCCAAACAUGUCCCGUGGUUCCAGCGCUGGAUUUGACCGGCACAUUACCAUAUUUUCACCCGAGGGCCGUCUCUACCAAGUAGGCUUUAAGAGCCUUCUGUGUGCCGGACACUCUGUUGGUCCUAGGGGAUGCAAACGUGUCACACCCUCUCCUAUAGUGAAGUUCACAGCUUAAAGAGAAUGACAUAUCGUAAACGGAUAAUACGAGGAAAAAAGUGCCAAAUUACAAGUAUAUACCGAGUUCAGGACAUCUUUGGAAAACUGAAUAUGCUUUUAAGGCUAUUAACCAGGGUGGCCUUACAUCAGUAGCUGUCAGAGGGAAAGACUGUGCAGUAAUUGUCACACAGAAGAAAGUACCUGACAAAUUAUUGGAUUCUAGCACAGUGACUCACUUAUUCAAGAUAACUGAAAACAUUGGCUGUGUGAUGACAGGAAUGACAGCUGACAGCAGAUCCCAGGUACAGAGGGCACGCUAUGAGGCAGCUAAUUGGAAAUACAAGUAUGGCUAUGAGAUUCCUGUGGAUAUGCUAUGUAAAAGAAUUGCUGAUAUUUCUCAGGUCUACACACAGAAUGCUGAAAUGAGGCCUCUUGGUUGUUGUAUGAUUUUAAUUGGUAUAGAUGAAGAACAAGGCCCUCAGGUAUACAAGUGUGAUCCUGCAGGUUACUACUGUGGGUUUAAAGCCACUGCAGCAGGAGUUAAACAAACUGAGUCAACCAGCUUCCUUGAAAAAAAAGUGAAGAAGAAAUUUGACUGGACGUUUGAACAGACAGUGGAAACUGCGAUUACAUGCCUAUCUACUGUUCUAUCAAUUGAUUUCAAACCUUCAGAAAUAGAAGUUGGAGUAGUUACAGUUGAAAAUCCUAAAUUCAGGAUUCUUACAGAAGCAGAGAUCGAUGCUCACCUUGUUGCUCUAGCAGAGAGAGACUAAACAUUGUAGUUAGUUUACGAAAUCUAUGACGCCACUUGCCUGUGUGUUUGUUAACAACAGACCAACAUUUUGGAGGCCCCUGGAUUGAAAAAGGAACCUAUCCCACUUCUCCUGCCACUGAAGUGGUUAGGACUCUAUAAAUAAAAACAGUGCUUUUGGAAAAUAA
This is a messenger RNA of Manis pentadactyla (Chinese pangolin), 1149 nucleotides long. RefSeq names its product proteasome 20S subunit alpha 6 (gene PSMA6). The transcript has 8 exons. Lineage: Eukaryota; Metazoa; Chordata; Mammalia; Pholidota; Manidae. Gene Ontology annotation, biological process: ubiquitin-dependent protein catabolic process. Gene Ontology annotation, cellular component: cytosol; proteasome core complex; proteasome core complex, alpha-subunit complex. The record is from RefSeq and is a predicted model, not a curated record. Bases 480 to 983 code for a protein of 167 amino acids.